Messenger RNA from Prorocentrum cordatum, 1064 nucleotides. Lineage: Eukaryota; Dinophyceae; Prorocentrales; Prorocentraceae. The record is from the annotation of a GenBank genome assembly.
AGGCCAGCAACGUGGACGACUCCUUCUUCGAGGAGUGGGGCCAAGAGGCGGCUCCCGCCCAGGACAACAGGGUGCGGCCACCGCAGCCGAUGGGAGGACUUGCAGCCGCCCGGGCCGCUCGGGGGAAGCCACUUCGCGCAGCCGCCGCAGCCGCAGGGGCAGUUCCAGCAGCCGGGGCAGUUCCAGCAGCCGGGGCAGUUCCAGCAGCAGCCGGGCCAGUUCCAGCAGCCGGGGCAGUUCCAGCAGCAGCCGGGCCAUUUCCAGCAGCCGGGGCAGUUCCAGCAGCAGCAGCAGCAGCAGCAGCAGCAGUUCGCCGGCCCAGGCGCGCCCAACCAGGGCGUGCCGAACCCUGGCCAGGCGUUUGCCAGCGGGCUAGGCGAUAUGGCUGGCAAGAUGGGCAUGGACUCCACCCAGGCCAUGAUGGCUGGCGUCGUUGCCAACCAGUUCGGCUCUGUGGUGAACAACAGCGGCGUUGCAAGGUGGUUCCCCGGCAUCAUCGCCAGCCUUCAGGGGCUGUUCAACGUGGGCCAUUCGUACGUGAUGCGGAAGCUGCUGCUGCUGAUGUGCCCGUUCAUCAAGCGGGGGCAGGGCGCUGCUCCCGCCCACCAGGGCUGGGGCGACACGAGCCCCGGCGGCAACGGCCAGGCGAGGGCCGGCGUGGACGAGAACGGGCUGAAGGUGGAUAUCGAGGAGCCCGACCUCUACAUCCCGGUGAUGUCGUUCACCACGUACAUUCUAGUCUACGGCGUGCAGCGGGGGAUCAUGAGCGAUUUCAAGCCAGAGGUUUUGUCCUCGUCGUUCUCCUUUGCGCUCACGCUGCUGGUGCUGGAGGUCGCCCUGGCCAAAGGCGGCUUCUACCUCGCAGGCUGCGGGAUCUCGAUCCUCGACAUAACAGGUAACUGCAGCUGCAAGUAUGUGCACACCGUGCUGAUGGUGCUGAUCAGAAUACUCAUUGGCGACAGCAACGUCUACUACAUGCUCCCCCCUCGCAUGGGCCCGCCUCCCUCUUUCCUCCCUCUCCCGCUCCCUCCCUCCUUCCAUUCCUUUCCCCCGCCCCCCGUCUC